Molecule: messenger RNA, 952 nt
Organism: Penicillium brasilianum
Lineage: Eukaryota; Fungi; Ascomycota; Eurotiomycetes; Eurotiales; Aspergillaceae
Source: the annotation of a GenBank genome assembly
CGAUUCGCCAUUGCGAAUUGGAAGCCACUUCCUUGAGAAAAUAUUCCUUUCGGAUGACGGUUCAGAAGACUGACAGACUUCUUUUUUGUCUAAUUAGCUGCAUUUUCGCACAAUUAUUCUACGGUCUACUUCUCGACAGGCAUGAAGCAGCCUGAAUAUACGGCGUGGGCUGACGCCAGUCGUUCAACUGAAGAGGACCAUGGCGACGAGCGCAGAGAUGAACGUCUACUCUCAACUGUGUUGAAGGAUCUCACUGCCGCCAAUUUUCUCGCGCGACAACUGAGGCUCGUUGUUCAGAAAGUUUUCUCUGGGGUUCACGACCUCUACCACACAGGCAUUAUAAAUGCAUGGUGGAUAUCACCGGUGGGCGACAGUGCGCACGGCAGCGGUGAGGCUGUUGCGUUGCAACGUCGUGUUGCACAGCUGGAGAAGAUACUGCAAGCGAUUACCGGGCCCGAUACAGUGGAUUGUCAAGUCCCUACAUCGUCGAUGAGCUCUCGUAGCGUAUCCGUCUUUGACAAUGAGGUAGGUUAUGCAAUUACGGAUUCGUUGAUAGAACAGGAGCAGAAACAGCACGUAUAUAUGAAUUUCCCUCCGGGGUGGACUUCGGGUAUGGAAGAUAUUUAUCUGGGGCUGUAUGCAUGUCGCGCCUCAGGCAGAUGGGUAUCGGAGUUGGAAUUGUCGAGCUGGACUGAAAUUCCUGUGGAGGAGGUACAGCAGUGUUUACAAUGGUUGGUACAAGCACGGAAAGUGCACGGCGUGGGCGAUGGCAGUCUGUGGAAGUGUGCCUGAGUGUGGUUUCGCCAAAGCCACCAUCAACCGCGCGCCUUUCGCCACAGAUAUCUAACGCAAGGCACAUAUCCGUCCUUUAUAGAGUAUAAGCACAUAUUGCUGAGUUUCAUCAAACGCCCCGGGCGCGCUGGUGAAAUUGAUGCGCACAAUCAUACGUGGU